GGAAAAAAAAAAAAAAAAAAAUCUGGGAAAGCGAGGGGUUGGGCUGAGCCGCACUUGGGAUACCGCGCGGACCAUCUGCUAGGACUCGGGCCCGGCGUCUGCUCAGCCCAGGGGCCCCGCGGACUUACCACCAUGGAACCGCGGCCUCGUCUCGGGGCCACCUGUUUGCUGAGCUUCAGUUUCCUGCUCCUCGUCUCUUCUGAUGGACAUGUUGGGCUUGGAAAGGGUUUUGGAGAUCACAUUCAUUGGAGGACACUAGAAGAUGGGAAGAAAGAAGCAGCUGCCAGUGGAUUACCCCUGAUGGUGAUUAUCCAUAAAUCCUGGUGUGGAGCUUGCAAAGCUUUAAAGCCCAAAUUUGCAGAAUCUACAGAAAUUUCAGAACUUGCCCACAAUUUUGUUAUGGUAAAUCUUGAGGAUGAAGAGGAACCCAAAGAUGAAGAUUUCAGCCCUGAUGGGGGUUAUAUUCCACGAAUCCUUUUCCUGGAUCCCAGCGGCAAGGUGCGGCCUGAAAUCAUCAAUGAGCAUGGAAACCCCAGCUACAAGUAUUUCUACAUCAAUGCUGAGCAAGUUGUUCAGGGAAUGAAAGAAGCUCAGGAAAGGCUGACGGGUGAUGCCUUCAGAGAGAAACAUCUUGAAGAUGAGUUGUAACCUCAGUGUAUCCCUUCUUUCAUCAAAGUUAUUGUUCUGGAAGGAAAGCCGCAGGGGAGGGAAUAUUGAGGAAUCACUCAGAACAUUUAAAUGGAUCAGGAAACCUUGCUCCCGCCUACAGGGAAGGGGCCUCACUGUGGAGGAAUUUCUGCCGCCAGAAGCUGGUUUCCAUGUUCGUGGAUCCAGCAGAGUGUGGCAGACAUCCCUCUCCUGUCCCCUCUCACCAAAAUGUUUCUCUGUCAUUAAAGGUAAAGAAUAACACCUUUUGACACAAAACUUGAGCCAUUUGGAGUUUUACUCCUCACACUGCAGUAUUUAAAUCUUGUCAUUUCCUUCUGCUUUACUCACCUUGGUGGUGAAAACAGAACAGAAGCAUCUUUUCUAUAAUGUUAAAAUUUCAGCAAUAGCUUAUCAGUUAAAACAACAAAUCCUAAAUGUAAAUCAGUAAUUCUACCCCCCUCCACAGCCCCCCGCAAGGGGACCAGCCUGUUUCUUCUCUUUUUCUCCUGGGAGUAAUCUUGGGCUUCUUCCUGAAUCCCUGCAUCUUCCUUCCUCUCCUCUGGCUUGGCUUCCCUGUUUGCACGCAUGCACUUGCAGGUUUGGCUGUGUGCGUGGACUCAGCCCCAGCUGGAAGUAUGCUUUCCCCUGUUACUGUUGGAGAAAACUCAAACCUUCAAGCCCUAGGUGGAGCCAUUUUUGUCAAGUCGUCAACUGUAUUUUUGUACUGGGGUUAACAAAAAAAAUGAAAAAAUAUUAAUUGUUCCAUUACACUUUAAUAAAACUUUGAAAGGA
Messenger RNA from Phacochoerus africanus (Common warthog), 1440 nucleotides. It is a transcript of the gene TXNDC12, whose product is annotated as thioredoxin domain containing 12. The coding region runs from base 133 to 648 and encodes 171 amino acids. Lineage: Eukaryota; Metazoa; Chordata; Mammalia; Artiodactyla; Suidae. Gene Ontology annotation, cellular component: endoplasmic reticulum. The record is from RefSeq and is a predicted model, not a curated record. The transcript has 7 exons.